This is a messenger RNA of Rotaria sordida, 501 nucleotides long. Lineage: Eukaryota; Metazoa; Rotifera; Eurotatoria; Philodinida; Philodinidae. The record is from the annotation of a GenBank genome assembly.
AUGGAAAACAAGUUAGUAGUAGUUAUAACACAUCCAAAUCGUAGUGAAAUUUUACCGGUGGUACAUGCCAUUCAUCUUAAUUUAACAGUAGCUAAUAGCACUGCACGUAAACUUCCAUCUCAAACGGUUAAUCAUUUUCCAAAAUCAAUUGUUAUUGAUAUUCCAGCUAAUAUCAUGGAAGAAAUUAAUGAUUAUAAAAAUAAACUAAAGAGCCGCGACGAUGAAAAAGUCAUUGAAGGUGAUGAUGAAAAAAUUAUGGAAGAUGAUGAUGAAAAACCUAUGGAAGAUGAUGAUGAAGAAAGUUAUAGUGAAGAUAGUCUAACAAGUAAUGUUCAUUCAUUUAAUGAUCCCAAUAUAUUAUUCAAAGUAUCGGCUACAAUUACAUAUAUGUUCGGUAAAAACGACGUAAAAAAACAAACAGCUAAACGUGCAGCGAUACAAGAAAGCAAUUGGUUUGGUCUACAUAGUAUUACACUUUGUAGUUCAUCCGGAACCCAAUAA